Myotis daubentonii (Daubenton's bat) is the source of this 823-nucleotide messenger RNA. It is a transcript of the gene NUDT2, whose product is annotated as nudix hydrolase 2. The record is from RefSeq and is a predicted model, not a curated record. Gene Ontology annotation, molecular function: bis(5'-nucleosyl)-tetraphosphatase (asymmetrical) activity. Gene Ontology annotation, biological process: AMP biosynthetic process; ATP biosynthetic process. NCBI's taxonomy places the organism in Eukaryota, Metazoa, Chordata, Mammalia, Chiroptera, Vespertilionidae.
GUCGAGAAUUUUUCUCCUUCAAAUCAUUGGUCCUCCGAAGCGCAGUCGCGCUCCCCGGAUUGGUCGACGUACCACUCCCUGGAGCCUCCGUCCACGAGCCCCUCCUUCCUCCCUCUGCUUCGGUUCUCAAAUAGACCAUGGCCCUGAGAGCAUGUGGCUUGAUCAUCUUCCGAAGACGCCUCAUUCCCAAGGUAGACAACGCUUCAAUUGAGUUUCUACUGCUGCAGGCAUCAGAUGGCAUUCAUCACUGGACUCCUCCUAAAGGCCAUGUGGAACCCGGAGAAAAUGAAUUGGAAACAGCUCUGCGGGAGACUCAGGAGGAAGCAGGCCUAACAGCAAGCCAGCUGACCAUCAUUGAGGGGUUCAGAAGGGAGCUCAAUUAUGUGGCCAGGAAGAAGCCUAAAACAGUCAUCUACUGGCUGGCAGAGGUGAAGGACUAUGACGCAGAGAUCCGCCUCUCCCACGAGCACCAAGCUUACCGCUGGCUGGGGCUGGAGGAGGCCUGCCAGUUGGCUCAAUUCAAGGAUAUGGAGGCAUUACUCCAAGAAGGACACCAGUUUCUCUGCUCCACAGUGGCCUGAGCUGAAACACAGUCAUUUGCCUCAGUAGGAUCCUUGAGGGCCUUUCUGAGAUGAACCCACCUUCAGCUCCAGGGAAGGUUGUGCUGGUCUGGCUCAUCAUAGCAAAGAACAGGUAGGUUAGUAAAUCAGCCUUGCACACUCAGAGGCGAGCAGGCAAAAAUCUGAGCUGGGUGGAAAGGAAGGUAAAGGAGGAAUUUUAAAAAAAAGUGCAUCCUUGUACAAAAUAAACCUUAAUCAACCUA